UACCAUCAAAUUAUGCGUAGAAGCAACUAAUUAACACUCUCUCCAUCCCCAAUAACUGUUCUAUAAAUCACCAAAACAGAAUCAUCACAAUCUCCAAGGAAGUGGUUGUAAGUUGUAACUGACUCUAACAGAAUUACAACGCAAAAAGCAUGAGUAAUAACAGCAGCAUGUCAACCAAGGCAUUGAAUAGUCUUGGAAACCUGAUAAAGCUGCUGCCAACGGGGACGGUGUUCAUGUUCCAGUUCUUGAUCCCCAUCGUAACCAACAGCGGCCAUUGCACCACGCUCAACAAGUACCUCACCGCCGCUCUCCUCGUAAUCUGCGCCUUCAACUGCGUCUUUGCUUCUUUCACCGACAGCUACGCCGGCUCCGAUGGUCUUCGCCACUACGCUCUCGUCACGCCCAAAGGUCUCUGGCCUUCUCCGGCCUCCGACGGCGUUGACAUGUCAAAAUACAAGCUUAGGGUGGGUGAUUUCGUCCACGCUUUUUCGUCGCUGAUUAUUUUCGCCAUCUUGGGUUUGCUUGAUACGAACACGGUGCGUUGUUUCUACCCUGGCUUUGAGUCGUCGGAGAAGGUUCUGGUGCAGGUUCUGCCGCCGGUGAUUGGAGCGGUUACGAGUGCUGUGUUUGUUAUGUUCCCUGAUAACCGCCAUGGUAUAGGGUACCCUACCAGCGAGGACCCUAAUGACGUUACUGAUAAAAAUUCCAAGGCCUAAUUAAUAAUUAAUAAGAUAUUUAUGUUAUGUUUAGGGUAAUUAUUAUUCACAUAUAAACGUAUCUUCAGUUAACGAA
This is a messenger RNA of Arachis stenosperma, 792 nucleotides long. Its product is annotated as protein DMP2-like. The transcript has a single exon. Gene Ontology annotation, biological process: endomembrane system organization. Lineage: Eukaryota; Viridiplantae; Streptophyta; Magnoliopsida; Fabales; Fabaceae. The coding region runs from base 150 to 716 and encodes 188 amino acids. The record is from RefSeq and is a predicted model, not a curated record.